CAUCUAUGAACCAGCAACCGAGAAAGGCUUGCGAAUGCAAUCAAAAAGGGCCAGCGCGCAUACAUGUCACUACUAACGGACAACUCCACACCAAAAGGCGAUAGCAGCGCGAGUAAAGUGAAUGCAACACGCCAAUAGACAACUCUGUUUGUUUUUCCACUGCUUUGCCCCCCCCCCCCCCCUAAUUGCUAAUGUGCAACCACAGGCAUUUCGUAUCUGCUCGUGUCCACUGUCGUUUGCCGUUUCGUUGUGGGCAGUAACUAUGUUUCACUGUCACAAUUCUCCGCCCCAUAAUUUCGAGCUGCGGAGUUGAUGAUAAAUUUACCGAAGACAGUCAUAUGGACAGCAAACGCCAUAGGACCGUCAAAGCUCGUGGACACGUUUCCGUUGCUAUUUCCGCCGUCGCCGGUGUAGUGUGAAUCAUGUGCGAAUAGAUCAUUAACAAAGGACCUACAUACAUUAACGGCAAUGGCAAGCAGCGAAUUCGCUUAACAGCCUUAGUUGUGCGAGAGAUUAAAGAAAGGUGUGAGUGCAGUGCAAAUUGUAGAGCGGGGUAUCGGGGCACAGCAAUGCGCAAAUGAGCAAUCAAGCAAAUUAUAAUGCCAGUACACGAAAGAUAAAGCUUAUAAUAGAAAAAAAAAAAGAAGCAAAAGUGUGCAAACUAAAAAAGGCUAUGUGUGCAUAGUGAAUGGCCGUGAGUAAAAAUUGAAAAAAAAGAAGAUGUGUGGAGAUAUAUACAUUUGUUGGGCUAAACUCGUUUAAAGCAGCGCACAUGCAUUUAUAGGUAUUUUUUCGGAAAUCCGAUUGAGUUCCAUCGAAAUGCAGAAGCAAGUAAGCAAAUAAAAAAAAAAGAAGGCGUUUAAGCACAUACAACAAAAACUGCGAAAAUAUCAAACAGCUGACACUUUACAUACUUACUUAUGUACAUACAAACGUGCUGGAAAAUCCCGCACUAAUGACCACGCGGUCAACUAUGGACUGCAAAUUCGUGUAUUUUGUUAUGAUGUGCAUGUGUGUAUAGGAAAAAAAUAAUAGGAAAUUACACUCCAACAUGCACACUUCCGUUAUACAUACCAUAGAGUAUGUAUGUCUGCUGUAUAUUUGAAUGUCCACCGCUGACAGCAAAUAAUUGAAAAUAAUUGAAAAGCAAAAAAAAAUAUAUAUACUUCGGCUUGCUGUAGGUAAAUGAGCAACACACUCAUUUGUCGCUUCGUUCCGUUUUAUACGCGCGUAGUUUUAGUGUGUGUGUGUGUGUGUGUCUGUUUCCUACGGCUGCUCCACAUUAAAAUAAUAGCGUUGUUGCUGCCCAUGUAUACCUUUUGAGUGGGUGUUGUAAUAUUUUAUUUACAUACAUACACAUAAAUUUAUCCGCAUGAUUUAUUGCCGGAAAGUUUUCGCUGUUCGCUCGCCUCGCUUGAAUGUGCUUUAAAGUGCAUCGUCGACAGUGUCGUUCUCGCAAUUGCAUUCGCAUUUGCUUGUACCGCGUCCAGCGACAGCAUCGUUAACAACUACCGCAUCAACUGAUAGUGUUCGUACAUAUACAUAUAUAUAUAUAUAGAGCGCAAUGCCACCAAAACGUAGACGAAGGUUUCAAGGAUUAUACUAUCACUCAUCGCCGCCGAAAGUUCUACCAAUGAAUGGACAAGCUUCAAAUCAAGGACGAAAGCGUCGAGACGGAGAUGAUUUUUCAGUGAAACUAUCAACUAUAAGAAUAUGGAUGCACGAAAAGGAUAUUGGAAAGUUGACGCGCAUCUUGUGGGCGGGCCAAGGCAGUCGACUGUGUCAACAGGCGAGCACAAAUCCGCGUGUAAAACGAUUUUUGGCAGCGGUGCCGUAUGUGAUGAAUUCAAUCAAAGAUGUGCAUCAGGCUGUUAUCGACAAUAAUCUGGAAACGUUACAAGCGAAAAUGGAGCCACCAGUGCCGCCCGCUCUCAUCACAUGUCGCGAUGCGAAUGGCCUCAAUCUCAUACACAAGGCAGCGGGGCUUGGUCAUACAAAGAUACUCGAGUAUCUGAUUGGCAUCUGGCCGGAUGGCGUUGCUGAGACGGAUAUAACUGGCAAAACGCCACUACAUUGGGCGGCUAGUCAUAAGAAUAAUAUGCGCUGUUAUACGCUGCUUACGCAAACCGGCGGCGAUGAGGAGGCCAUGGAUUAUAAAAUGAAAUCGCCUACUUACUAUCGUCACAAGCCUAACGAUAUUGAACGUGCGUUUUUGGUUUAUGUGCCGGAGGCGCCACGCGUUUCACCAGAUGUCGCCACCGAUUGGGAGGCGUUGAGUGAGGAUGUCGGCGAUGGUGGCAAGAAACUUGAUAUUAAAAUACCAGAUACUAACGGUAUUCAUGGUCACACCAUUGACGAAAGUAUUGAAAAUAUAUCCGAAGUUGAUUUAAACGAUGGCAUAAGCGCCACAGAAGAAGAACAGCCCGCAACGCCAAUAACCAAUGGCACCGCCAGUGACUCAGUACCGCAGACACCAGUGAAAGACGAUGAUAACGAUGAACCGGCUGAUGAAGAAGAUGGUGAAGAUGGUGAAGGUGCGAUACCCGUAAAUGAAAAUGCUGAAACGGUGGCAAUCAAUGGCAAUGCCAACGGCGAAACCGAGGAGGUUGAAGCGGAAGCUGAGGAUGAGACUGCGUCUGAGGCAGCCGAAGACGCUGCUGAGCCUGAGGUAGAGGCCAUUGAAGGCGAGAUAUUGUUCGAUAUUUGGCAGCACGUUUUCCAGAAACCACUACAAUCGCCGACACCGAUGGACGAACAGCGCUACACUAUGCCGCUGUUAUAAAUGAUAAUGGUCACUUCUAUAACGUACUCACGCAGCUGGGUGCCAAUAGCAAAGCAGCGGAUAAGCUCGGUCAUACGCCAGAAUUCUAUCAGCAUAAUGGAGAAGCAAAAGAAAUACUCAACUAUAGACAACUACUAAGUAAUUUUGGUGCCGAAGAAUUGGAAGAUGAACUGCUAAAUGAUCAAGGUCAAGUUGAAAAUGCUAGCAGUCAGCUAAAUCCUAUUUUUAAAACCGAGCAAGGCAAAUAUUUGGCUAACAAUCUAGCUGACCCACUCAUCAAAGCACUCACCGAAAUCGCCAAUAAGCGACCCGAAGAUCCUGUCGCAUUCCUUGCUAAUUAUCUACAAAAUUAUCUUCAUCAACGCGAUCCCAUAGAGGCAAGCAAUAGUGGCAAGACCAACUCGACAGCGCCAAUUAGAUCCAACUCCCCCUUGUUGCGUCGCACAGGAAUGGGUUCUGUACAGGGUGUUUACAAUGGUAACAAUGGUGGCGAUGAAGAUCGCAUAGAAGAGGAUCAUAUACCGAACGUUGAUGAGGAAGAUGAAGAAGAAACGCACGCCAAUCUCGAUGACCGCGAUGAACACGGACAAAGUAUGCUGCAUUUUGCUUGUGCACGUUCCCAUCGACGCGGUGCGCUAAUGCAUCUAAUCGAAGAAUCGAAUAUCGAUAUAACAUAUCGCGAUGAAUUGUAUCGAACGGCGCGUGAUGUAUCGCUGCAGGCGAAUCAGCCAUCGAAUGCGAAAGAUAUCGAUCGUUAUGUGCUAUCGUUGGCUGUGAUUGGUGAUGUUAAGCCUUUUGAGACACUCGCUGUAGAGGGCUACGAUCAUAUAGUGGAUGUUACCGAUGACAAUGAAGUGAGUAUUGUUGACAUAGCUGCCGAGCGCGGACAUGAGGAGCUUGCUGAUUUUCUACGCAAUUUACGUACACUGGAGGAACUGCGUGAGGAGUUGCAUCAAAUGAUACGCGAUGGCAAUGUGGGACGGGCAAAGGAAAUAGUUGCCGACCCUAAUGGCAAAUGGCUCUUGAAAGCCAAAAACUAUUAUGGGCGCACUGCUCUGCACAUAGCCGUUUUGAAGGAGAACGAGGAACUGGUGGAACACUUUGUGAGUCUGUGUUCAGAGUUGCUGAAAAUUGGUGAUAAUCUCGAACGCACUGCGUUGCAUUAUGCCAUGGGCACGAACAUUGUGGAAAGUUUAAAUCGCAUACUCAUACAAAAAGGAGCCAAGCGUACAACUAAAGAUCUGAAAGGACGUCAGCCAACUUAUUAUUUUAUGAAUAAAGCCGAUAUAUUGCGUUUGCAAGAGGAAGAGGAGGAGAACCGUUAAGUGGAAAUGCUGUGGAGUAUGCGAGGUGUUUGUUUUUUUUUUUUACAAAAAAGUGGCUUAUUGAAAUUCUAAAUAGUUAAUAGUUGUUUUAUAUAUCUACAUAAGUAAUGUAGUAAGUUGAGUACAAUAUAAAUACAUAUCUGUUAAAUGACAUGCGAGGCGGUGUAUAAUGCGCGUUGAAUACACAUGCAAACAUACGUAUGUAUGUAGGUAAAGCUUAAAAUUUUACAAAAAAGAAACAUAAAAAACGUUCUAGGUAAAG
Rhagoletis pomonella (apple maggot) is the source of this 4369-nucleotide messenger RNA. RefSeq lists its product as uncharacterized. NCBI's taxonomy places the organism in Eukaryota, Metazoa, Arthropoda, Insecta, Diptera, Tephritidae. The record is from RefSeq and is a predicted model, not a curated record. Gene Ontology annotation, molecular function: protein binding.